AAACGACACAAAGGAGAAACGGGGAGGAAGAAGUCAGGAAGCCGCUUGUGACAGCCGCGUCAACGAAGACCAAAUAAUAAUAAUAAUAAAUAAAACAACAAAGGCUUCAAGAGCUUGAACUCUUGCCUCUUUUUUUUUAGUUAUAGACACAGAGUCUUUAAACAUCUGCCGACAUGUCGAAGAACACAGUUUCCGCCCGCUUCAGGCGAGUGGACGUGGACGAGUACGACGAGAACAAAUUUGUGGACGAGGAGGACGGUGGGGAAAACCAGCUGGGUCCCGACGAGACAGAGGUGGACUCCCUCAUCAGGCAAGGAAAUCUCACGGAGGCUUUACAUGCGGUUCUGAAGAACCCACCGAUCAACACAAAGAACCAGAACGUUAAGGAUCGCGCCGAGGGUCUGGUGCUGAAGGUGCUCAGCGCCUUCAAGAGCAGUGACAUCGAGAAGGCCGUGCAGUCGCUCGACAAGAACGGCGUCGACCUGCUCAUGAAGUACAUCUACAAAGGAUUCGAGCGGCCGUCGGAAAACAGCAGCGCGGUCCUGCUGCAGUGGCACGAAAGGGCUCUGGCAGCUGGAGGAGUGGGCAGCAUCGUCAGGGUGCUAACGGCGAGGAAGACGGUGUAAAGGACGAGCGGAGGAGCAGUUCACUUCACAUCACUGACGGACGCGGGAGGGCACACGUAACACGUUCACGUAACAGAUGGAAUUGGGAUGAAAAGGAAAAACAUUUUUAACCGAAUGAGUUCCCUGUGUGUCGAGACUAAAAAAGUAAAAUAAAAAUACAUUCUGGAUCAUAUUAGGUUAAAAAAAAAAGUGCACAUGAUCAUAAUUUAAGUCAUCUCCAGGUAUCUUUACACUUCAUGUGUCUCUCAUCUCAGUCCGUACACAAAAACAAAACUCGUUCCUCCUCCACGAUAUAAUUCAAGUCAAAUUAUUCACCUGGAACAAGUGAGGAGGUCAGUGAAUAGACCCUUAGUUUUAAUAUUUAAGUUUGGGUACCACUGCUGCACACACACAAAACUUCUAGUGACGCAUCUGACAAACACACAGGAGGUUUUUAUUUUCCAUCAUGUUACGUCGAGACUUGGUGAUGGAAUAAAAGCUUCCAGUAAAUCCUCUCACUGUAACACUUCAGCGGUCUCCUGAAAAGCACAGUCACAGAUGGAGGGUGGUCACCAUUCAACUAGAGGACGGGGGAGGAGGUUUGUGCCAUCCAUCCAUCCAUCUAUCUAUCCAUCCAUCCAUCCGCCUAUCCACGCGUCCGUCCUUUCACACUGCCCCAGAUAAGGAUUAUUACCCACGAUGCAUCUCCACCACCACUCUUAUUAAUCCCACUCACGUCCUCCCUCUGCUACUGACCACGCUGUUACGUGGCUCUGCUGCAUUUUAGAAAAAAAAAGAAAACACUUGUAUUAUGUGCUCAGAUAUUUUUUUUUUAACUAUUUAACAAAAAAAAAAAAAAUCUAGGAUUAAAUGUUAUUCUCUGUCCCUUAAACCCCACUCACUCAGAAUUUACAGCAGCGCUCACAGGUUUGACUGCACCGACAGUUUAAUUAAUCAGAAACAUUUCUGAGAGUGUAAGCAUUUUACUGGAGUGUUUCAUACCUGUCUUUUGUACUUGUUUUUUUUUUUUUUUUUGUGUGUGUGUGUGUUUUAAAUUUGAAUUUAAAUCCACGCCAUACAGGGUGUUACUUAUUCUAGACGUACAGUACGUUUACUGUCACGUUAUCUGACUGAAAGUUGACGAUCCCAUACGUUUUAUAUAAUGAGUGGAAGUGUUAAAUAUUUUAUCUGCCUUAACGGGUAGAUAACGUCUGUUGCCAAAUGAUUUAUUUGCUUUUGUGGUAAUAAUAAUAAUAAUAAUAAUAAUAAUGAUAAUAAUAUAACAUACAUUGGUGAUUCAGUGGAGAUUGUCUUAGAAAGUGUUGAUUUAUGACUAUAUAUAAAAAACAGCUUUUUCUUUAGUUCUUUCUCAUUUUUAAAUUCAAGAAUUUCUUCUUACAAGGCGCCACAGUUGUGUUUUUAUCGGACUUGUUACUAACCAGUGAGUAAUUCAAACAUGUGUGGUCAUGUUUGCGCACCGUCACCGGUGAUGAUGCAUCCAGACAUUAGAAACCUCUUCUAAUGCCCUAAUGACUAGAUACACAUGAGAAGGACGGAGAUCUGUGUUUUAGUCGGAGAUGCCCCUCCCAGCCGAGGAGGGAACCGAACUGAUGUACAAACUGCCUUAUUCCUUUUUUUAAGUUUGUGCUUUUUUGAAGAACAAAUAAAUAAAUAAAUAAAU
Messenger RNA from Mugil cephalus (flathead mullet), 2286 nucleotides. It is a transcript of the gene arpc5b, whose product is annotated as actin related protein 2/3 complex, subunit 5B. Gene Ontology annotation, cellular component: Arp2/3 protein complex; actin cytoskeleton; cytoplasm. The coding region runs from base 174 to 626 and encodes 150 amino acids. Gene Ontology annotation, biological process: Arp2/3 complex-mediated actin nucleation; cell migration; regulation of actin filament polymerization. Gene Ontology annotation, molecular function: actin filament binding. The transcript is spliced from 4 exons. Lineage: Eukaryota; Metazoa; Chordata; Actinopteri; Mugiliformes; Mugilidae. The record is from RefSeq and is a predicted model, not a curated record.